AUGAUUGAAAGAUUCCAAACGGUUUGGUGUGUAGCGUCGCUGCCGGGCACGGAGGCGGCGCAUCGGCUGGUGGUGUGCGUGCGCAACAAGUGCUCUGCGGAGGAGGCGCUGAACGUGGUGCGCGAGCUGCCCAAUCCGCUGCGCGACGGCGAGUCGGCCGCCGCGCACGCGCCGCACUACAACCCGCUCAAGAUUGACGUGUUCGUGCAGACGCUGCUCAACCUCGGCAGCAAGAGCAUCUCGCACAGCUUCGCCGCCAUAUCAAAGUUCCACUACGUCUUCAAGAUUUUGGCUGAGUCGGAGGAAGCACAAAUUUGCGUAUUACGUAACGUGUGGGAGCUAUGGCAGCGACAUCCUCAAAUGGUGUGCGUGUUAGUGGAUAAAAUGCUCAAGACCCAAGUGGUAGAGUGCAGCGCUGUAGCAACGUGGCUCUUCUCUAAAGACAUGGCGCCAUUUUUCACACACAAUUAUCUGUGGGAGAUACUGCAUUUGACUAUCGAUAAGAUGAAUAAACAUGUCUCUAAAUUGAGUGCCGAACUCCAAGAAGCCAGAGAGGCCUUAGCAAGAGCUGACUCGAGUAGUUCCGAUUCAGAGGAUGAAAGUGGAAGCAAGAAGAAGAAAGAUCAGGACAAACCGACUGAAGAGGCGGUAGAGCGCAUGGAAGAGCGUCUGGAGAUGGCGCACACGGACCAGAAGCGACUGUUCCUGAUCGUGUUCCAGCGCUUCAUCAUGAUCCUGUCUGAGCACUUGGUGCGCUGCGACACCGACGCACGCGACCCGGACACGCACUGGUACCGCAGCACCGUAGCCCGCCUGCGUCAGGUGUUCCUAGUGCAUCACGAACAAGUGCAGAAGUAUAGCAGCACCCUUGAAACGCUUCUUUUCACUCAAGAUCUCGACCCUCACAUCUUGGACGUCUUCCAUCAGUUCGUCGCACUCACUGCGUAG
This is a messenger RNA of Parnassius apollo (apollo), 948 nucleotides long. The record is from the annotation of a GenBank genome assembly. Lineage: Eukaryota; Metazoa; Arthropoda; Insecta; Lepidoptera; Papilionidae.